This is a messenger RNA of Pseudoliparis swirei, 7062 nucleotides long. It is a transcript of the gene tpp2, whose product is annotated as tripeptidyl peptidase 2. Gene Ontology annotation, molecular function: tripeptidyl-peptidase activity; serine-type endopeptidase activity. Gene Ontology annotation, biological process: proteolysis. Lineage: Eukaryota; Metazoa; Chordata; Actinopteri; Perciformes; Liparidae. The coding region runs from base 33 to 3881 and encodes 1282 amino acids. Gene Ontology annotation, cellular component: cytosol. The transcript is spliced from 29 exons. The record is from RefSeq and is a predicted model, not a curated record.
GCCGCUUUGUUUUCAUUGUCGCCCUUGUGACCAUGGCUGCUCAUUCUACUGAAGAACCGUUCCCCUUCCACGGGCUGCUCCCCAAAAAAGAAACCGGCGCUGCGUCAUAUCUUAUCAGGUUCCCCGAGUACGAUGGACGGGGAGUGCUCAUCGCCAUUCUCGACACCGGCGUGGACCCCGGGGCCCCCGGCAUGCAGGUCACAACUGAGGGGAAGCCAAAGAUUGUUGACAUCAUCGACACGACAGGCAGCGGUGACGUGAACAUGACCACGGUGGCAGAGCCGAAAGAUGGGACCAUCGCUGGCCUCUCUGGUAGAACACUUAAGAUCCCUCCUACCUGGGUCAAUCCGUCAGGGAAGUAUCGCAUUGGACUUAAAAAUGGCUAUGAGUUCUUCCCUAAGGCCCUCAAAGAAAGAAUACAGAAAGAGCGAAAGGAGAAGACGUGGGACCCACCACACCGCGUAGCCCUAGCUGAGGUCUCUCGUAGGACGGAAGAGUUUGACCUCUCUCACCCAUCACCCUCACAGAUGGAGAAAUUGCAGAAGGAAGAGCUGCAGAGCCAGUCAGAGUUGCUGGCAUCAUUAGAAAAGAAGUACAAUGAUCCUGGUCCUGUAUAUGACUGUGUGCUUUGGCAUGAUGGCGUCACAUGGAAGGCUGUAGUUGACACUUUUGAGAAUGGAGAGCUGUCCCAGAGCACUGUGCUUUGCUCCUACAGAGAGACGCAAGAGUAUGCCACAUUAGGAAAUGCUGAGAUGCUUAACUACUCGGUUAAUAUUUACGAUGAGGGAAACACACUCUGUAUCGUCACCAGUGGAGGGGCUCAUGGGACACAUGUCGCAAGCAUUGCAGCCGGUUACUUCCCAGAGGAGCCUGAGCGAAACGGUGUGGCUCCCGGUGCCCAAAUCCUGGCUCUGAAGAUUGGAGACACCCGGCUCAGCACCAUGGAAACUGGCACAGGACUCAUCCGUGCGAUGAUUGAAGUCAUCAACUACAAGUGUGACCUGGUGAACUAUAGCUACGGGGAAGCCACCCACUGGCCCAACACCGGGAGGAUUUGUGAGGUGAUCACAGAGGCUGUGCAGAAGCACAAUGUAAUAUUCGUUUCAAGUGCAGGAAACAAUGGCCCGUGCCUCUCCACUGUCGGCUGUCCGGGGGGAACCACCAGCACUGUCAUAGGAGUUGGCGCAUAUGUGACUCCAGACAUGAUGGUGGCAGAGUAUUCACUGAGGGAGAAGCUGCCUGCCAAUCAAUACACCUGGUCAUCUAGGGGCCCCAGCACAGACGGGGCCCUGGGUGUCAGCAUCAGUGCGCCUGGUGGGGCCAUUGCCUCUGUACCCAACUGGACUCUUCGUGGUACCCAGCUGAUGAACGGCACAUCGAUGUCAUCGCCUAAUGCCUGUGGUGGCAUCGCGCUAAUCCUCUCAGGACUGAAGCAGAGCGGGAUCCAUGCCUCUGUUCCUGCGGUGAGGAGGGCGCUGGAGCACACAGCUCUGAAGGUGGAUGACAUCGAAGUGUUUGCACAGGGUCAUGGAAUAAUCCAGGUGGACAAGGCAUUAGACUACCUCACUCAACACGCCACUUUGCCAACAAGCAACCUUGGCUUCACAGUCAGUGUGGGAUCACAGAGAGGCAUCUACCUCAGGGACCCAACCCAUAUUCUUGCCCCCUCAGAUCACGGAGUAGGAAUUGAACCCAUCUUUCCGGAGAACACGGGAAACUCGGAGCGAAUCUCCUUGCAGCUCCACUUGGCGCUCACAUGUGCCGCCCCGUGGGUCCAGUGCCCCUCCCAUCUAGAGCUGAUGAACCAGUGCCGUCACGUGAAUGUCCGCAUCGAUCCUGUGGGACUGAGAGAGGGAGUGCACUACACAGAGGUCUGUGGGUAUGACACAUCAGCACCUAGCUGUGGCCCCCUAUUCAGGGUCCCAAUCACCGUCAUCAUCCCCGCCAAAGUGACAGAUAGUCGUAAUCAGGAGGUGUGUUGCCCAGAUGUCCACUUCAGACCAGGCCAGCUCAAACGCCACUUCAUCACUGUUCCUCAGGGAGCCUCCUGGGCAGAGAUCACACUGACCUCUCAUUCGGGUGACGUGUCAUCAAAGUUUGUUCUCCACGCGGUGCACCUGGUCAAACAGAGAGCGUACAGAGCCAAUGAAUUCUACAAGUUUUCCUCACUGUUGGAAAGAGGCUCACUAACCGAGGUUUUCCCAGUGCUGGCAGGAAAGAUAGUCGAGUUUUGCAUUGCACGCUGGUGGGCAAGCCUGGGUGACGUCACAGUGGACUACAGCAUCUCGUUCCAUGGACUCAACACUUCCCCUUCACCCCUACACAUACAUGCCUCAGAGGGAGUGACGAGUUUUGAUGUGACGUCGCCUCUGAGGUACGAGGAGGUGUCCCCCACGAUCACCCUCAAGUCCUGGGUUCAGCCUCUCAGGCCCUUAAAUUCAAAGAUAAAAGCUCUGGGAUUGAGGGACGUUCUGCCUAACAACAGACAACUCUACGAGAUUGUCCUCUCCUACAGCUUUCACCAGCCUAAGAGUGGAGAGGUCACCCCCAGCUGUCCCAUGCUGUGUGAGCUGCUGUACGAGUCUGAGUUUGACAGUCAGCUCUGGAUGCUGUUUGAUCAGAACAAGAGACUAUUGGGGUCAGGGGACGCUUAUCCACACCAGUAUUCUCUGAAGCUGGAAAAGGGGGACUACUCUGUGCGUCUCCAGGUCCGCCACGAGCUGUCCAGCGAACUGGAGCGCCUUAAGGACCUACCGUUUGUGGUUUCUCAUCGUCUGUCCACCACGCUCAGCCUGGAUGUCUACGAGUCACACCGCGCUGCCCUCAUGGCAAAGAAGAAGGCAAACUCUCUCACCUUGUGCCCAGGCGCCAUGCAACCCUUCUACGUCACAGCCCUGCCUGACGACAAGAUCCCAAAGGGCACGAGUCCGGGAUGCUAUCUUUCAGGCUCUCUGGUUGUCCCCAAGAGCGAGUAUGGCAAGAAAGCAGGGCAGGCCUCUGCAAAACGACAAGGGAAGUUUAAAAAGGAUAUCGUGCCAGUUGUCUACCACUUAAUUCCGGCUCCCAACAAAUCAAAGAAUGGAGGAAAGGAGAAGGACAAGGAGGGGGACAAAGAGAAGGACGUGAAGGAGGAGUUUGCUGAAGCGAUGAGAGACUUAAAGAUUCAGUGGAUGACAAAGUUGGACUCUAGCACCAUCUAUGAAGAACUGAGGGAGAACUACCUGGAUUACCUCCCGCUGCAUGUGCAAAGACUGCACCAGCUGGACUCUGAAAAGGAGCGUGCAAAUCGUCUCAGAGAGGUUUCAUCAGCAGCCGACAUCGUCAUAUCCCACAUCGACCAGACGGCGCUGUCUGUUUACCUCACCAUGAAGACGGACCCUCGGCCCGAUGCGGCCUCGAUCAAGACCGACAUGGAGAAGCAGAAGUCGGCUCUGCUGGACGCUCUGUGUAGGAAGGGCUGCGCUCUGGCCGACCAGCUCCUGAUGGCCGACCAGCCACCGGUACCACAGGAUGGCAGCGCUGCUGUCUCCACGGGACCAGCAGCAGAGGAGGAGGAGGAAGUUGGGGAACAGGUGGCGAGCAGUUCUGACGACACUUUGCCCUGUGUGGUUAACGCUCUGACGGAUACGUUUUGGGAAGUGCAGAAGUGGGCGGAGCUAACUGACUCCAAGGUGUUGAUGUUUUCAUACAAACACGCUCUUGUGAACAAGAUGUACGGCCGAGCCUUAAAAUACGCCUCAAAGAUGGUGGAGGAGAAGCCCAGCAAAGACAACAUGAAGAACUGCAUCCAGCUCAUGCGACACCUCCAAUGGACACACUGUGCCACCUUCAGCGAGAACUGGCUCCCUGUCAUGUACCCCGCAGAAUACACGCCGUUCUAGGCACAGCAUGAGCAAGCAUGGCCAAACCUGGUUAACUGGAUAUCAUGUCCCUCAGGGUCACAUGAUCUAUGCAUCUGGGCUUUCAAAUUUAGAUGAAGGAUGACACCAAAAUGAAAGAUAAGGCAGUGUAAGUGUUUGGAGGCACUGAACACCUGAUCCUGUUUUGAAAUGUCUUGUUGCUCAUCACUUCUCUGCAGACCGUGUGACACCACGGUUCAUUUGAAAGCCACCAAGGAAUAGAAAACAAAUAAUUCAGUUAAAAUUUUUUUUUGAAGCUUCAAACUUUUGACAGCCUGUAGCUCAGUCCUUUGGUCGUUAGGUGUUGUCCUUUAUUUUGGUGUCACCUCCACAUUUGGAAGCUUCAACAUCCCCACGUAUCCUCCGCUGUCCGUCUCAUUCUCGUGUGUAAAUAUUGUAAAAGGGCCAGUGUGGACUCCAGGGAUGCAUCCCUAGUCAAAGAAACAAAACAAAAACAUGGGAAUCCAUCAACACAAACAAAUCAACAGCAGAAAAACUCCCAACUGACCGUUGUGAUACUUCAGUGAGCGGACAGGAGGACUUGCUGCUGCAAGGUGUUCGGACAUAGGGGGGCACGGAGAGCCUGGGCUCUGACUUAAAGGGAGACGGAACUUGAUAGAUAUUUGUUUCUUUGUUUUCUUUCUCCGAUUGUUCCAGUCGGGUUGAUAAAGUUAAUAUUUAGUCUGGUCUGUCUUUAGAAACUCUGAUUCAUGUACCCGGAACACAAACGGUAUUGUAGUGCCUUCCUACAUGUACCGUAUCUUUAAAAAAAAUUACUUUUACCCCCGAUGGGAUGAAAAACAGUGCGAAGCUCCAGAAUCAUUAGCGGUUGUCGGCAGUCGGCCUCUUGCAGUCGGUCUCUGGUGUAAAUGUGGCUUUACAGCUCCUGGCUGCUGCAUGAGGCCCGUGCACCGUUUGCAAUCUGACGGUAACGUGUCGGGUAACAGGAAGCCACAAAUGCACCGUCUGGGCUUUGGCUUCCCUCCAGAGGCGUCGGCCUCCUCCUGAGCGCCGCGUAUGACGAGCCUUCUUAACAGACCUCACUAGCGGAAGGAUGUCCACGUUUCAUUGUGAAAUGUUCUCCGAGUAUUAAUUAGUUUCUCUUGCAGCAUUCAAAUUCUUGCAUUUGUACACAGUGUCACAAAGGAAUGUACAUACACACUUAACAUAAACAUUAAGAUGCAAUAGAUAUAUAUAUAUAAUACAAUUAUUAUUCAAAUGUAUGUAUUUUGCGUAUAUGCAUGUCUUCUAGGAUGUAAGGAAAAACAAGUUUCAAUUUGAGAGGUUUUUAAAUCCCUAACAAGAUUAUGGGGAUACUCAGUGUGUGUGUGAGUUUAAGAGAUUUAUUGUGUUACUUGUGAUCAUAUUUUGUGUCCAUGAACAUUUCUCCCUACAGGACUGAAAAAAUAGCCGACUAGAAAAGAUGAUUUAGUUAAUUUUCUUCGGUUCUGACCAUAUUAACCUUCUUCACAUAAAAAGGACAAUGCCAGUGGUUUUGUAUGUUUUAAGUCACAGCUGACCAUUUUACAGACGUUUUAAAAUGUCUUUAAUGGCUUUUUCUUAUCAUAUUCGGAGACUUUAAGUAGCCAGAGUGAACAUCAAGUUUGCAAUAAAGGCCCAUAAAACGACGCUUCUCAAUCACCUUCUUACGAUGCGUGGUUGGGUUCGACAUGAACAUGCAACCAGUCAUUAUUUGCUCUUCGGCGGUUUCUGUUAGUGCCGUCUCACUGGGUUGAGGUAGUGCAGCCUUAUUUCGAUUUAGCAAUAUUUCAAUGUAAACAAGAUGAUGGGGUUGUGUGUUUGUUGCCGUUGUUGAUUAAUAUUUGCUUAAACCACACCACAUACUUUAUAUGAAGCAGGUUAGCUGAAUAGUUGAAAGUCUAUCUUAAGGAUAACAAGUUUGAUUUGCGAUUGUUCAGUUGUGAAAAAACAAAACUAAAUUAAUGCUAACUUGACGUUCACUUUGCUUAAUUCUACAAGUUGGAAGAGCACUCUGCAGAUUUAGCAUCGAAAUGCUUUCGCAAGACUAUUUAUCAGACUUGUUGCUGCGCCAGAGCCACAAAAGGCUUUUUACACCUUGUCUAAAUGGGAGAUGAUGUCUGUACAGAAUGUCAGGAAGAAUGCGCCGCAUGCAUUUGUUAACGUUCAGGUUAACAUGAUUUUUAGUUCAUCUAAAACUUGCCAAAAAAAUGGCAUGUUCCUUUUUUAAGCAUCUCACCUGAUUCAUGAAACACACGAGGACCAUGCUAAAGAUACAAACUACAUAUAAACAGUUUAUCUUUUACAGUUGGGAUUCUCAACCUUUUCCGCUUGUUCUGUAGAACAACACGUUUGAGCCGUAGUUUAAUCAGAGAAGGACAGGUUGGGUUAGAGAAGCAUGAAAGCUGAACAUUAUCAAACAAAUCUUCAUAAUAUUGAAUGGAAGAAGGGAAUAGAGCCCCGAGCUUGAGAACCACUGGUCCUCUACAUGUAACUGCACUAAAUGGUGUUCUAACUCCUCAAGUGGGAGGUGCAUGCUUAAGAAUGUCAAAGCCGAGGCCUUUCGUCCUCACAGGAGUAGACAAUCUUUUCUGGGGGUGACUGUCAACUGUACAUACACAGCAGAUCCGUGGCGACCGCGGGCCGAGGACACCUUGCGUUUCUAUUUUUGUUGUUUUUUGCCGCGGCCUCAGCGCAGGCUACUCCAGGUGUGCACGGCUGCACUGGAGCCAGUUGGGUUCGUCAGAGUUUGUGCUCAUCGUCCUUAAUUUCUGCAUCUUCUGUUCACUGCUGUGUCUUCGUCCUUUUCUUUCUCCUCUUUUCCUGCGUCGGGGUCGGUUCAGGCAGACGUCUACCGGAAGCGUUGCCAAUAACGGUCCCUCCGAACAUGGCCUUAACUUCCACCACACGACUACCGUCCAUUUCUGUCACCAAACAGAUUUCUCUAAAUCGGUUGCUUCUUCUGGAUGUUGAGUGUUUAUAUUUGUAGUCAUAAGAUCUAGUCAAUGCCAAUAUUUUACAGAAUGUUAUGAGAUACGGUUGUAUGCUCCUAGUAUUAUUUUAUACCCAUUCUUCCUCGAUGAUGUGGGAAAGACCCGACUUGUCACACUAUUUUGUGGUCGCUUGGAAUUACAUCACAAACAAGGAAAACACUGAAUAAAAGUUCUUUGAAAGAAUGAAUUUU